This is a messenger RNA of Akanthomyces muscarius, 2223 nucleotides long. RefSeq lists its product as uncharacterized. Gene Ontology annotation, cellular component: cytoplasm; cytosol. The record is from RefSeq and is a predicted model, not a curated record. Gene Ontology annotation, biological process: ubiquitin-dependent endocytosis. NCBI's taxonomy places the organism in Eukaryota, Fungi, Ascomycota, Sordariomycetes, Hypocreales, Cordycipitaceae. The transcript has a single exon. Gene Ontology annotation, molecular function: ubiquitin protein ligase binding; protein-macromolecule adaptor activity. Bases 1 to 2223 code for a protein of 740 amino acids.
AUGACGUCACGCCGCAGAGGCACCGACACAGCUGCUUAUCGCUUACCUGCUGAUACCGGCUACUUCUCUUCCAGGAUGAUGAACAAGUCAGCCAUGACCUCCGUCACAGAACUACCCAAACCCGUCGCAUCGGGUAGUGGCGUAACCUGCUCCAUUUUGCUCGGCGAGCAAAAUGUCUUUCUGUACGGCUUCGAACACGACAACCAUUCACGGAUGGAGCACCGGAGCGGCACGGCGCUUCUACGAGGCCGUUUGCGACUCAAUGUCACGAAAAACGUCAAGAUUAAGGCUGUCCAGCUCAAAUUGCUUGGCCGUGCUCGCACCGAGUGGCCAGAGGGCAUUCCUCCCCUUAAACAAGAUCUGUUCGAGGAGGAAAGCUUGAGAACGCAAGUCUUGACUUUCUUCAACGCGAUGAACGAAGGAUGGGAAAACGAGUACGGAAAUCAAUGCACAUAUUCCUUAAAAUCAAGUUCCAACAACUCGAGCAACACGAACCUCGCUAUGCCUACAAACCAGUCACACCGCGCCGGCCUGACCUCGAAGGAAUUGAAACGUUUGUCUCUGCAAACCGUGCAAUCGCGCAGUUUCGGUAAGAACGACUACAGCGUCGCUUCCGCAACACAGGCAAAAGGCUACAAGGUCUUUUACCCUGGCACCUACGACUACUCGUUCGAGCUCCCCAUUGACUAUCACCAACUCGAGACGGCCAAGCUACAGUACGGUUCUGUCAAGUGGGAGCUGCACGCUACUGUUGACCGUGCCGGCGCAUUCAAACCUAAUCUCCAUGGCGUCAAGGAAGUUUCUAUUGUGCGAUUGCCCGAUCAAAUGUCGCAAGAAAUGUCUGAACCCAUCUCUAUAAGUAGGCAAUGGGAGAAUCAGCUCCACUACGACAUUGUCAUCUCCGGCAAGAGCUUUCCCAUUGGCUCCAAGAUCCCCAUAGCAUUCAAGUUGACGCCACUCGACAAGGUUCAUAUCCACAAACUCAAGGUCUUUCUCACCGAGUCCACCGAGUACUGGACCAACGACAAGCGCGUUACGCGCAAAGAUCCUGGUCGAAAGAUUCUCCUUCUCGAAAAGGUUGCUGGAAAACCCCUCGACUCUCAUUGGCGCAACUCGUCCGUGCGAACCGUCCGCGGUGGCGAGCUUACGCCUCAACAGCGAAAUGAAGCUAGAGAAACAGCUCGCAGGCGCCGCAUCGCCGAUGCGUCGAGACGACGCGUGCCUCCCGAGCCUUUGCCCGAGCCGACAGAUAACCUCCUCGGCGAGCUGGAGCUUGGGCUUGAAAACAUGUGGGGUGCUACCGAGAUUGAAGCCAACGUCCAGAUACCGACAUGCGAAAUGAUGGCCAAGAACAAAGAUUUGCGACUCCAUCCUGACUGUAGCUGGAAGAAUGUCAAUGUCUACCACUGGAUCAAAGUCGUCAUGCGUAUUAGCCGUCUCGACCCCGACGACCCGUCCGGCACAAAGCGUCGCCAUUUCGAGAUCAGUAUCGACUCGCCCUUUACCGUUCUUGACUGCCGCGCAACACAGGCCAACACAUACCUGCCCUCGUACGCGGGACCUGCCACCACGCCCGAUGUGUAUCAUGCGUCUUGCGGAUGUCCUGAUGCUCACAUUGUCGCUACCGAUGCGUCGCCUACCGCCUCAUCGAUUGCGCUCGCGCCGGCUGAUAGCGAGGCAGCUUCCGUGACUGAUCUUCUCCCCGCCGCGCCUCGCGCCGCUCAUGUUCAUCAAUCGGCUCAUGAGCCCACAAGUGGCAACACCAGUCCUACGCGAGCUUCCGUCGACGCUCCUGUCGAUCGCAGCUCUCGCCCCAUUCACCUCUUGCGUGCACCGAGCUUCAAUCCCCCAGGCUUCGACGAGGAUACAGCCCCGCCCCCGAUGCUUGUCGACCGCGGCAGUGAUGCGGCUGGUACGCCGGCCAUGACGCCGCCCCCGACGUACGAUACCGUAGUGGGCACGCCCUCUGUCGACGGGCUUGCCGACUACUUUGUGCGUCUCGCCGAUGCCGGCUUCGAGGACAAUGACGACUCUGGCUCCGAAGGUGACGAGGCACCACCGCGUAUCCUGGAGCGAUCCGGGCGUGUCAACGUGGCUCAUCCGCGAACGCCUGGUGGACGCAUGCCCAGUCGAAGCUUGGAAAUCUCUCGACCGCCGAUGAACUUGAACAUUGAAAACUUGGCAAAGCGUCGAAACGCGGCAGCCUCGAACGCGGCAGCUUAA